Molecule: messenger RNA, 1146 nt
Organism: Gamsiella multidivaricata
Lineage: Eukaryota; Fungi; Mortierellomycota; Mortierellomycetes; Mortierellales; Mortierellaceae
Exons: 4
Coding region: 1-1146 (381 amino acids)
Molecular function (GO): oxidoreductase activity, acting on the CH-OH group of donors, NAD or NADP as acceptor
Source: RefSeq, a predicted model, not a curated record
AUGUACCCUCCUUGGGAACUUAGGCCCAAGGACGUGGAGAUCCAUAUCCUGAACUCUAGUGUCUGCACGUCCGACACCCAUAUGAUGGACGAAGAGCGGGUCAAGCUCGUCGGUGGGGUCGUUCCGGGACACAAGAUCGUAGGCAAGGUCAUCGCAGCUGGACCCGAGGCCCUGCAUCAGGUUGGCGAUCGCGUCGGGGCGGGCGUUUUUGGCGGCACUUGCCUCCAGUUCGAGGACUGCGAAGCCGGCUACGAGCUGCUCUGUACUAACGAAAAGUUCGUCUACAACAGUAAGCAUAAGUCUACGUGCGACGCACCCGUUUGUGGCGGCUUUUCUGACCGUAUCCGACUCGACAGCGAGUUCGUCUACAAGAUCCCAGACUCGAUCCCGCUCGAUGAAGUGGUUCCAUUGCUCUGUCCUGGCGCCACAUCGUAUGCUGCUCUUCGAAGAGCCGGUGCGGGGCCCAACAGUGUCGUCGGUAUCAAGGGAAUCGGGAAGAUGGGCCAUCUCGCCAUCCAGUUCGCUAAAGCGUUCGGUUGCAGGGAAAUCGUUGCCUUCGUAGACAGUCCUACUCUCAUGGACGAUGCCCUCGCUCUUGGUGCCGACUAUGUCGUCGAUCUCCAUAACGCGGACCAGAUCAAGACUGCGAUCCACACAAUCGAUCUGAUGUUGGUCAACAGCAUCGACCGCUCAACCAGCUGGACUGACAUCUUCCACCUGAUGGUGAACCGCGGUUUGAUCGUCGUCCUGGCCUCAACUAAGGAUCCUAUCACCCUCCCAACCAUGGAGUUGGUCCAUCGUGAGCUCAAGGUCGAGGGAUUGUCCCAGGGCGGUCGCAGGGAUGUCGGAAAAAUGCUUGCGUUCGCCGCAUCGCACAAGAUCCGUCCCUGGCUAGUGAAAUUCAAGCUUGAGGAUUUCAACAAGGCGAUUGAACUCGAGAAGAAGUGCGAGGCCCGCUAUUCGAUUGUUCUAGAGGUCUCUGAUCAAGAUCCCACGGCACCUCAUUCGGAAGAGAAGAGGGAGGCUGCUGCCGUCGCGGAGACUGGUGAAGAGCCGAGUAAGGUGACGGAGACCCCGCCCGCUGAGACCCCAUCCGCUGAGGUAAAGGAAGCCAAAGCCUCUGAGGCCGAGGCUACUGUAGCCUAA